UAUCUUUAAACACGAAAACGCACCGUUUCGAAUUGAAGGAGAGACUUACAAGACGCUGAUCAUCGCUGUCUGAUCUCGGCUCCCCCUAGAAUUUCGUCUUCUUCCUCGCAACAAGAUUUACUUCUUUCUCUCUCCGAGCCCAAAAAUGGCAACUUCAACAGCAUCGAAGCGAUGGCUUGGCAGUCUACCAUCGACAGCAUCGCGCGUAUAUUUUUUCUUAAUCAUACUUCAAGUCCCUCUCUUCAGGGUCCCAUGCAGAUCUGGUAUGUGCAUGACACCGAUCCAUGUUACAUCAUCCCAGUUGAUUGCUAGUGAGAUCUUUCCAGUUCCUGUAAUUAAGUCCCUCCUUUACCCUGGAGCUAUUGUGCAUGGCCUUGUCACAAACAUGACUAUUCCAAGUUGGGAAAAUCUGUUAAACAUCUAUAACCUGACCAAUGUGAAGGAAGCUCCUCCAGUUACUGAUCUCCAGCGUUUAGAGGUUCUUGCGGGAAGCUACUUCUCUGUGGCAGGAGCACUUGUGGGAAUUCUGAAACCGGGGAGGAUGAGCAUGUUUGGAACUCUUCUGGUAACUUGGGGUCUGAUCAAGGAAGGGAUUUUGGGGAAGCCGGCAAAUACAGAUCCUAGUAAAGCUCUUUAUGUCUAUCCAACUAUGUUGGUAGCUCUUGUCUGUGCCUUCUCAUCUAUAAAGUACGAUACAAAGAAGGUGAUGAGAAGCACACCAGCUCGUGCAGUUGCUAGGCCCCUCCAGAGCUCGUCAAAAUCUAAGCUGAAAUAAGUUAAAAAUGUAGUAUCCUUGGAGUGCAAAAAACAAUCCCCAUUUUGUUAUAUUCUUAUCAAAAAUCAACACUACGAAUUUUUUCUUAUGACCAAAAGGUGUUAAAAUUAGUGUAAAAUUUUCUGUUUAUUUUGUUGCCACUGGGUUACUUGUAAGAAGGCAUCGUUGAUAACUUUGCUUUGCCAGAGAGUUUAUGGAUGAAUGAAAUUUACUUCUUUUGUCUAAA
This is a messenger RNA of Carica papaya (papaya), 1001 nucleotides long. Its product is annotated as tail fiber. Lineage: Eukaryota; Viridiplantae; Streptophyta; Magnoliopsida; Brassicales; Caricaceae. The record is from RefSeq and is a predicted model, not a curated record.